UGUCUAUAAUUGUCACAUGAUCGCAGUCACUCUUUACCCGGAAACGUCAAAACAAUGGCAGCGUACCUGCAGUGGAGAAAAUUCGCAUUUUUCGACAAAGACGAAGUAUUGGAUCGAUUAGAUCAUGGGAAAAACUUUGAUCUCCCCAAAGGAAUAUCUGCUUGCGACACUGGACGUGGUCAUAUUGUCCUUGGAGAUAUGGAUGGCAACAUCUGGCUUUUAAUGCGGUCAUUGCAGCUGUCAACUUUCCAGGCGUACAAGUUGCGAGUAACACAUCUCUUCCAACUGAAACAACACAGUAUCCUUGUAACAGUGGGACAGGACGAACACGGAAUUAACCCCCUUGUAAAGGUGUGGAAUUUAGACAAAAGAGACAGCGGGAAUCCUCUCUGCACAAGAAUCUUUCCUGCAAUUCCAGGCAACAAACCAGCAGAAGUCUCUUGCCUCAGUGUACAUGAGAACCUCAACUUCAUGGCCAUUGGUUUCACAGAUGGCAGUGUGGUUCUAACCAAAGGUGACAUCACUCGGGAUCGUCAUAGUAAAACUCUGACUUUGCAUGAAGGAACCAUCCCAGUCACAGGUCUUGCUUUCCGCCAAGUUGCAAAAGUCACGCACCUGUUUGUUGCUACUCUUGAGAAAGUCCAUUGCUACACCCUGUCUAGCAAAGAGUAUCCAAAAGUAGAGCUGGAUACACACGGGUGUGCUCUUCGCUGCUCCUCCCUCACAGAUCCCUCGCAGGAUUCUCAGUUUAUAGUGGCGGGAGAUGAAUGUGUGUAUUUGUACCAGCCAGACGAACGAGGGCCCUGCUUUGCCUUCGAUGGAACCAAACUUUUGGCCCACUGGCAUCGAGGAUAUCUUUUCUUACUUACAAGGAAUACAAAGUCACCCAACAAGUUUGGAAGCAGGGAAAGCUCUCCAUCAGACAAACAGCUUCUGACCAUCUACGACUUGGACAACAAGUUCAUUGCCUUUAGUGCCUCAUUUAACGAUGUCAUUGAUGUCGUGGCUGAGUGGGGCUCCUUCUAUAUCCUCACCAGAGAUGGUAAAAUGUAUGUUCUUCAGGAGAAGGACACACAGACCAAACUUGAGAUGCUGUUUAAGAAGAAUUUGUUUGUAAUGGCCAUAAACCUAGCAAAAAGCCAGCACCUGGACAGUGAUGGUUUAUCAGAGAUUUUCAGACAGUAUGGCGAUCACCUCUACCUUAAGGGAGACCAUGAUGGUGCUAUUCAGCAGUACAUUCGUACAAUUGGAAAACUGGAGCCAUCUUACGUCAUUCGGAAAUUUUUGGAUGCACAGAGAAUCCACAACCUGACAUCUUACCUACAAGCAUUGCACAGGCAGUCACUGGCCAAUGCAGACCACACCACACUACUGCUGAACUGUUACACCAAGCUGAAGGACAGUUGUAAGCUGGAAGAGUUCAUUAAGAGCAGUGAAAGCGAGGUUCAUUUUGAUGUUGAGAUUGCUAUUAAGGUUCUACGACAGGCUGGCUACCACAGCCACGCUGUUUUCUUGGCAGAAAAGCACAUGCACCAUGAAUGGUAUUUGAAGAUUCAACUCGAAGAUCUCAAGAACUAUGAGGAAGGGCUGCGUUACAUCGGACGUCUUCCUUUUGAACAAGCUGAAAGCAACAUGAAGCGAUAUGGCAAGACAUUGAUGCAUCACAUUCCUGAAGGUACAACCAUGCUUCUGAAGGGGUUAUGCACAAACUACCAACCAAGUGGUGACACCGCUGAAACAGACAGACAGUUGGAGAAAAAACAGCUCAAAAAGGCCAAUUCUGAGGAAUUCAUCCCAAUUUUUGCCAACAACCCCAGAGAACUCAAAGCCUAUCUAGAGCAUAUGAUUGAGGUGGAUUCCCGUUCUCCUCAAGGGGUUUAUGACACACUGCUUGAGCUCCGACUGCAAGACUGGGCACAUGAACAACACCCUGAGAAAAAAAAGAUCCUGCAAAAUGAAGCCUUGUUACUAUUGAGGAGCGACAACACUGUGUUUGAUAAAGCCCUGGUCCUCUGUCAGAUGCACAAUUUCAAAGAGGGCGUCCUUUACCUGUAUGAGAAGGGCAAACUAUACCAGCAGAUUAUGCACUAUCACAUGCAGAAUGAGGUGUAUGACAAAGUGGUAGAGGCUUGUAAAUGUUAUGGGGACCAGGAAGGUUGUCUGUGGGAACAAGCUCUGGGAUACUUUGCAAGAAAAGAAGAAGACUGCAAGGCAUACAUCAGUGAAGUUUUGCAUCACAUUGACCAGAACAACUUGAUGCCUCCUUUACUUGUAGUGCAAACACUAGCACACAACUCUACAGCAACCCUCUCGGUCAUCAAAGACUACCUAAUCAAUAAGAUGCAAAGAGAAAGCGAACAAAUUGAAGACGAUGAACGUAAAAUCCACCAAUAUCGUGAGGAAACUGCCCACCUGCGCUCUGAGAUCCAGGACCUUAAGACAAGUGCAAAAAUCUUCCAGAAGACAAAGUGUAACAUGUGCAACAGUCCACUGGAGCUCCCAUCCGUCCAUUUCCUGUGUAGCCACUCCUUCCACCAACACUGCUUUGAAAGUUAUGCAGAGAGCGAAGCUGAGUGCCCAACGUGUACUCCAGAAAACCGCAAAGUCAUGGACAUGCUGCGUGCUCAGGACCAGAAGCGAGACCUGCAUGACCACUUCAACAGACAGCUACGCAGCUGUCAUGAUGGAUUUUCUGUUGUGGCUGACUACUUUGGCCGAGGAGUUUUUAACAAACUAACUCUUCUUACGGACCCACCUGGCAGCAAACCUGUUGGUAAUCUAGAAGUCGGUCUACAGAGAGACCUUCUCAUCCGCACCAAGAGGAACUGCUAGAAAAUAUCUUUGGGGUCUGAAUCAUGUUUGUGUUAAUGUCCAGGUCACAGAUAAUGAUGUAAUCAACCAUGUCUUGCUGCAUAGCACAUUACUUUAUUAUCAAUGAUCUAUUCUACCUGCGAUGGACUCACUUGUCUACCCUGGGUUAUGAUUCACUAACUACAUAUUUUAGACUAAGGAAGACCUCUGAACAUUAAACCCUCUCAGAACUGCAA
Messenger RNA from Entelurus aequoreus (snake pipefish), 3047 nucleotides. It is a transcript of the gene vps11, whose product is annotated as VPS11 core subunit of CORVET and HOPS complexes. Gene Ontology annotation, cellular component: HOPS complex; endosome. Gene Ontology annotation, molecular function: protein-macromolecule adaptor activity; protein binding. The coding region runs from base 55 to 2832 and encodes 925 amino acids. The record is from RefSeq and is a predicted model, not a curated record. Gene Ontology annotation, biological process: endosome organization; vacuole organization; intracellular protein transport. NCBI's taxonomy places the organism in Eukaryota, Metazoa, Chordata, Actinopteri, Syngnathiformes, Syngnathidae. The transcript has 16 exons.